AUUGAUUCCCUAAAAUCCUUGAUUCCCCUUUUUUCGUAUUUUAUUAUUGUGGGCUAUGUUUCUUGAUUGGAUCGCACAGUUACGAUUGCUUCAACAUGACAUACAAACGAACAUCUUGGGCUCACUUCCUUUAUCUGUUCGCAGAGUCUUGAUUUCAGAGAUUACGACCUUUCUACACCCGCCAGCUAAUAAACAACCCCCCGAUCCUGCUCUAUUCGCUUCACCUGCCCACGUCAAAUGGUUCAUGGAAGUGAUUGGGCAGAGUUUUAAUUUACCUCUAGAAGAUAUGGCCAUCACUUCUGACGAUAUCGACAUCUAUGCACGAUGGCUAUUUGAACAACAUACUCGGCCUAUCGCUGUCGUUCAGGAAGGAUUGGAGCAGGAAUUUUAUCAAAUCAUUUUUCAUCAAUACUCUUUAUUAUUUCAACCACGCAUCACACGUCCCUUUAGCUGCAACCAAACAAUCAAAGAUACCCUUACGCCUCUCGUUCAGCGACACGUCGAAUUAUGUAAAAAGACGCUCAAAGUAUUUGUCAUGGCAGCAAGGACACUCAAAUUCUCUGAAGAGACUUGGUCAGUGACUCUGAAAGUCAUGCUUGGUAUUACGGAUUAUCUUUUGAAGGAGCCUACAGGUGAGGCAUCCGGCAUGAUAAAUAUGGCAGAUGAAUUAUGCGAUACUCUAUUACAGGCCUUAUUUGAAUUGUGGCUAAGAUCAAACGUGAUGGAUGUCGAAAUGUGGGAUAUACUAAAGACUUGUUUCAUGCGCUGGACACAUAGGCCAAAGGCAAUACAACAAUGGUCAUCUUUAUCCUUGGCAUUGACCAAGCGAGUACAAAGCAUCAUUGGCGGAGAAGGCACCGACGGUGUAUACGUGAGUGAGCCUAAUAUUAAGCUAGAUCUACCUCCAGACUUUGUUUGCUAUGCCUGGCACCGUGUACUCUAUCUGAUCCCUCAUCCACUUCAGUUAACUCCUACCAAUUUUACUCUCACUAUGUUAGGCAUCCGCCAACUAGUUGACACACUCUCCCACACACCUUCUUCGUCCGACGGCAAUACUCUCCUGCACAUGUUUGGCACCUACCUUUUUGAUGCUGCAUCACGUGCAUCAUCUCCAUCUCUCGACACAGAGUCUCUUCGCGGCUGUGCCGAGGCCUUUGUCACGCUCUGCGCCAUCUUUUGCCAGCCUCAGAGAAGACAGCCUUUCCUACGUACUUAUAUUGAAAAGUUUUACGCUGCUCUCUUAGUCGGUGUUCAAUCACAUGCCUGCCUGCCUACCAUUCUCCUGUCCUGCACAGAGCUCUUUGCUGCUGAUUUGGAAGGUGUACGAAUCUUGGUGCCUGAAUUCAUCAAGGCGAUCAAGAUGGUUCUUCCCAAACUGCGUAUCGAGUGUAAGGUGCCCGUGGAUCAAUUAAGAUGGGCAGCGAUUAAAGUGCUUAGUACGGUCAUGUGCUUGCCAAAUCAUAUUCAUAAAGUCGAGUUACAGCAGCGAGAGGAUAGCGCUGAUCAAGUCACUUUGGCUGGUGAUCAAGAGCAAAUUGUUGCUCAGUUGAUACGAGUACUCUACGCUGAACCACAAGAAGAAGUGACCGAUAAGCCAACGUUAUCUUUAAAAUAUUAUAUACUUGAAAUACUCUUGACAUCACUUCGUACAGAAACUUCGUCUCACAACAUGAGGUAUAUUCUUCAUUUAAUUAAUGUCUAUGUCAUUGAGGAUGUACCCUUCUGUCCGGGACUGGUUGGUACUGUAGUCAAGUUGAUUCAGGACAAGAUUCUCACCAUGCAACUACCCAACGAUGUCAUCUUUGUCGCCUUUGAUGUACUGAUGGACUUUGUAGAUUUGUAUGAUUUUGUAAAGAGAGACAGUAAGAACGUGGCAAGAGAGCUUGUGCUUGCGUUAAGUAGAUAUGUAAAUACACUGCUGCAAACAGGUAAUCUCGUCAAUACCUAUGGGCUUAUUGUACAGGCUUAUGAAUGUAUGAUUCGCUGGGUGCUUGUAAGUCAAUGGAUCAUUGGCGAUAAAGAUUGCUGCAAGGCAGUCAUAGAGACGCUAAGCAAAGGCAUUACUAUUCUUGAAAAGGAUACUCAUACAGUGGUACCACCUAAUACAUCCGAGCAGCCACCGAUUGUGCCUCCUGAGAAGAAGAAAAGAAGGGAUACGGGACUCAUGCCACCCAAGCAGCUCUUUCAACUUCCUCCUCGUGUCAACAAGGGGGCACAUCAGACAACACCGUCAAACAGCAAUACGUCACAGCAUGAGCCUAGCCAUGCACCACCAACCGACACUUCUCGACCUGCUAAAGAAUAUAUUGCUAUACGAAGGGCAGCACAAUACUGCAUGUCUUUGUUUGUAAAUCAGCUUGGCCGGUUUGCACUUCCUAAUGAACUGGACGAUGCUCGACCAGAAAUGGCUGACGAUUUACAUCAACUCAGACUUUACAAAGAAAAACACGGUACCUAUGAACGCUGCCCCAUUCGUUGUUUUAUGCUGAGCGAUCGAACUCUUUUGACCAUUAUGGACACCACAAGUCAUAUACCCUCUAUCUUGGUCGUCGUUCGAGAUACUACAGGAAAGUAUGCGUGGUCUAUUGAAACUCGAUAUAUGGAUAAGCCAUUUGAGCCCUCAAACCAGACUGAUCCGCCCAAGCAAGAGCAACAGCGACAAUAUCAGACGACUCAACCUACGCUGUCGACCAAUAAACGUGUGACCGUACCUAAAGCUACAGCCGUAAACGAAGCAGAAAUGCCGAACAUGGAAAAGUUAUUCGCGCCUCAUUCUGACAAUUGGAAGGAGCUAGAGACAGUCAAAGUUUUGAUAGACAGGCAGCUGAAGGCAGAAACAACCCAAAAAAAACCCGUGGCAACAGUAUGUCGAACUUUACCCGCUUGUACCAAGGUGGAUUAUGAACUUCCGAGAGGAUUCAGACUGUUCUUGUCUCAGCUUGGAUUCCUUUUACCACAAAACCGUGGACAUAUCAUUCCGUUAAAAAUGAAUGAUACCGUUGUUUCUGAAAUGGAGGCAUUAGACAUGUUGAGCGAACGCGAUUGUAUAUCUGUCACUGUGUAUUAUGCAAAAUCUGGAGCCACAACAUGGUCUGAACUUGUAGAGCAAUUACCUACACCUAAUGAGCGAUUUCAACAGUUUAUUCAUUGUCUUGGCUGGACUGUGGAUCUUGAAAGCCACAAGGGUUAUAAAGGACGGCUGACACCGUCUGUUUGUGAUACGACCACUUAUUAUUCUGACAGAAUCGUCGAGUUUGUUGCUCAUAAUCCUUACUUUUUGAAACGGCCUGUAGAUGGGACCAAUGUGAACAGUUUACAUCAGCAGGCAACAGUCGAUGAUCACACAUGUAUUAUUUGGAUAGAAGAUUUGGCAGACUAUCAGACUUUGGCAGAGCGUAUUAAGCAAAAUGCAGCAACUAACUCGAAGCUAAUGGUUUAUAUAUUUAUUAACCCACUUAAACACACAUCAGAUACACUCUAUUGGAUCCGUAUUUAUGUACCAUCCAAGGGAGCCAGUCAACGCCUUUAUGAGAAUAUGAUGAUACUUGGCCCACUUGUAGAUGGCAUUGUCGUCAGCCGACAUGCUUUAGGAUCUAUGGUUCGAAGAACAGCGAUCUCUGCUCAUCAAGCAUGUAGAGUAGUGAUGGAUACAUUUACCAGACCUUAUAUUGUACGUAAAGAGUACAUAAAAGAAAUGAUGCAUAGACACCGUACAAUUUUACCCAUAUCCGAAUUUUACCAUGAUUUAUUUUCAGGAAAGUAAUGAAUAAAAAGCUUAUUUUGAUUCCCACGAUUUGUUCCAUGAAUGUCUUUUUCUAAGCAGUCACAUAGAAAAAGCUGGAAAUGUUGUGUUUGAAUUUUGUAAGGGCUUUCUUGAAUAAAUGCGGGCAGGGAGCUACACCCCCUCUCUUUUCUUU
Messenger RNA from Rhizopus microsporus ATCC 52813, 3917 nucleotides. RefSeq lists its product as uncharacterized. NCBI's taxonomy places the organism in Eukaryota, Fungi, Mucoromycota, Mucoromycetes, Mucorales, Rhizopodaceae. The record is from RefSeq and is a predicted model, not a curated record. Gene Ontology annotation, molecular function: GTPase activator activity. Bases 56 to 3763 code for a protein of 1235 amino acids. The transcript has 11 exons. Gene Ontology annotation, biological process: regulation of small GTPase mediated signal transduction; activation of GTPase activity.